This is a messenger RNA of Pelmatolapia mariae (spotted tilapia), 2866 nucleotides long. It is a transcript of the gene malt2, whose product is annotated as MALT paracaspase 2. The coding region runs from base 149 to 2629 and encodes 826 amino acids. Lineage: Eukaryota; Metazoa; Chordata; Actinopteri; Cichliformes; Cichlidae. Gene Ontology annotation, biological process: proteolysis. Gene Ontology annotation, molecular function: cysteine-type endopeptidase activity. The transcript is spliced from 17 exons. The record is from RefSeq and is a predicted model, not a curated record.
UGGGGAACAAAUCAUGCAAGAUUGGAAGAGUGAUUGUAUCAGGAUGCAUCAUCUAUCUCGUUAAUGUAAAAGUAAUUCUGUUCCUCUUUCUAUGUAUCUGAGAUUUGAACACCGGCUUGUUGUAAAUCUGUAGUGAAGAAUUACGAAGAUGGAGGAGUGGAAAAGGAGCAUCGGUACUCUGAGCGACGAAAUCCUAAUUAAGCUGGCAAAGAUGUUGGACAACUCCACCUGUGGAUGGAGGCAGCUAGCUAACGCGGUGUCCGAGCAGCCGAAAUUCCGCUGCAGUGAGCGGGAGCUGACCAGCUGUUCUCUCCAGGUGCUGACUGCUGCAGGCAGCCCGGCACGCACCCUGCUGGCAUUACUGGCUGAGCGUUCCUGCUCCCUGGACUUCCUGCUCCACUGCCUGAGGAAGAUGGAGCACCAGGAAGCUGUGCAGUUCCUCACCACUGCAGUGGCAGAGCAGAUUCAGAUCACAGUGCAGCCGCAGUCCCAGGAAGCCGCACCUGGGAGCAAUGUGGUAUUGACCUGCAGGGCCUCUGGUCCCCCCGGACUCGGCUACCAGUGGUUCAAAGGCAAACAGGAGAUUUUGGGGGAAUCAGGAAAUUCCUCAGAACUGGUUUUUUGCCCUUUAAGUCCCGCCCACCAGGGUCACUAUAUCUGCAGGAUAAGCCAUGGAGAGAAAUUUGUUUUCUCCAAGUGGGCUCAAGUUCGCUUGAUCUGCUCUGCAGGCUGCAGCAGCAGUCUGUUUCCAGGUUCAGUGAGCGGGUUGCAUAUCAUCCAGCACCCGCAGUCCCAGGCAGCCUCUGAGGGGGACACUCUAGUCCUGGAGUGCGCUGCAGAGGGAAACCCACCUGCACAGUAUGAGUGGUACCACAACAAAGUGCCCAUGCCACAACAAAAGACGAGCUCACUCAGGAUCCCAUGUGUGACCACAGCACACAGAGGAGAGUACACGUGCAAGGUGUUCAAUUUGUAUCAUGAGGUGUGGAGCAGCAUGGCAACAGUCACCAUCGGCCCCAGUUCUGUCACUGACGCCUCCUGGGUAGAGGUUGACCGCGGUCUAGAGUCACAGGAAGUCCACAAAACCUACGGAGCAGGAAUACAUCCGCUUCAACAGAUAGCCAGUUCGCCCCCAUCUGCCAAGGACGUUUAUGCCACAGACAAAGUCGCUCUUCUGAUUGGUAACAUGAACUACAUUUACCACACGCAGCUGUGUGCUCCCAUUUCUGACGUCCACGAGUUGACCAACCUUCUUCGACAGUUGGACUUCAAGGUGGUUUCCUUGCUCGACCUUAACUGGCAGGAGAUGCACAGCGCUGUUACUGAGUUCCUGUUGCUGCUUGACAAAGGAGUCUACGGUUUGCUAUAUUUUGCUGGUCAUGGCUAUGAGAACUAUGGAAACAGCUUCAUGGUUCCCAUUGACGCGCCGGUCUCCUACACAUCAGAUCACUGCUUGUGUGUACAGAAUAUACUCACAAAGAUGCAGGAGAAAAAGACUGGUCUUAAUGUAUUCCUGCUGGACAUGUGUCGCAAAAGAAACCCACACGAUGAUGUCAUCGUGCAGCCUGGACUGCUGAAGGUCACAGCAAAUAUAGUGUUUGGUUAUGCCACAUGCGUAGAUGCUGAAGCGUAUGAGGUGAAGAGGGAAGACGUGUCAAAUGGCAUCUUCAUAAGCUUCCUCAAACGGCGAGUUUGUGAAGACGAGAAGGUCACCGUUAUGCUCGACAGAGUGGCUGAAGACAUGGGUCGCUGUGUAAUCACACGAGGGCGGCAGGCGCUGGAGCUCCGCAGUAAUCUCUCUGAAAGACGCUCCCUCACUGACAGGAUACAGGUUUCUGAGUGUUCUGCAUCCUCUUCAGCUCGAAACCUGCAGUGGGCUAUUGCACAUGUUCUCCCUGAAAGCCGUUACCUCCAGUUUGACUGUGGAGUGAAGGUUCAGCUUGGAUUUGCUGCAGAAUUCUCCAACGUAAUGGUCAUCUACACUCGGAUACUUGACAAACCCGAUGAAAUAGUCUCCUGCUCGGCUCAGCUUACCGAUUUCCCUGAGGAUGUGGACAUUGAUUUGAAGAAGAGCAAUCAGGAGUCUCUACUGGAAGCUGGCUGUUUAUUGUUGAUAAAAGAGGAGCUUCCUUCACCAGAAGCCCACAGUCUCUACACGCGCAUCCGCAGCCUGCAGAGACUCAAGAGGGAGCUCACAUUCACAAUAUGCCUUCAUUACACCUACUCCAACAUGGAUGAGGAAGUACAAGAAAGGCAGCAAGUAACAGUCGGCAAACCACUGGUCUCCAAACUCAAUCUCCACGAACCCCGAGCAGCUCGCGUCAGCUCUGCCUCCUCGUCCUUCAGCCUCGACUCUUUUAACGUUCCCGGAUGCUCCUCCUUUGGUGAAGACUUGUCCCUGACUGGUACAGCCUCAAACACAUGGUCACAUCAUGCACAAAGUGCCAGUGUGUCUUUCACCGGUGGCUCCCUGACAUCACCCAGGAGUGCCAAUGUGCCAGAGGAGACUGACAGUCCUGAAAUACUAGAUAACCCUCGACCUCUUGUUGCCAGCAAAAGUUUGCCCCACAGUAAAGUAAAUGACUCAAACUACAAGUUCAGUGACAUGUAUAAUUUUCAUUCUUACUGAGACUGAGAUUCAGCCUUUACCCACUAAUAAAUCGGCAGUACAAAAUCAUGAAUGUGUGACUCAUGAAUGGAAAGCUUGACAGACAAGUCCUGUUAUUAUGGCAUUUCUUUCAAUUCGGCCCGGACUGUAUGGGGGCCGUUUAAGCUGUGAUCUUUGUAUUAACUAUGCAUUAAGUUGUGUAAUGGUUUUUUUAUGGAUUUGUAACAAUGUUAUGCAAUCCAAAGACUGCCUUCAAAA